This is a messenger RNA of Stomoxys calcitrans (stable fly), 1773 nucleotides long. RefSeq names its product ADP-ribosylation factor 1 (gene Arf79F). NCBI's taxonomy places the organism in Eukaryota, Metazoa, Arthropoda, Insecta, Diptera, Muscidae. The transcript is spliced from 5 exons. Gene Ontology annotation, cellular component: cytoplasm; plasma membrane. Gene Ontology annotation, molecular function: GTP binding; GTPase activity. Bases 279 to 827 code for a protein of 182 amino acids. Gene Ontology annotation, biological process: vesicle-mediated transport; intracellular protein transport. The record is from RefSeq and is a predicted model, not a curated record.
UUGCAGUUUUUUCACAGAAUAAGUCCCAUCAUUGUUGUGCGGUUUUUGAUAAAUUUCAUCGAAAUUUUACAAGUAUUCGGCACAAUUUCUUGUGCACCUGAUUUAGGAAAGCGAUAAACUCUAGAAAUCCGAGUAGAGCUUAAAAUCCAUAUAGGCCAACUCGGAAUAGGAUACGAAACUCUUAAGAAUUCCAUAUAUAUAAAAAAGAGUCCUUUUUUAUAUUUAUACGUAAACGCUACGCUCUACGCCUAGUAGUCAAGGAAAAGAAUACAGCAAAAAUGGGGAAUGCUUUUGCAAAUUUAUUUAAAGGUCUCUUUGGCAAAAAGGAAAUGAGAAUAUUGAUGGUCGGUUUAGAUGCUGCUGGUAAAACCACAAUUUUGUACAAACUUAAAUUAGGCGAAAUUGUAACAACGAUACCUACCAUUGGUUUCAACGUCGAGACUGUAGAAUACAAGAAUAUUAGCUUUACUGUAUGGGAUGUGGGCGGUCAAGAUAAAAUUCGUCCAUUGUGGAGGCAUUACUUCCAAAAUACACAAGGUCUCAUAUUCGUCGUUGACAGCAAUGACAGAGAGCGUAUCGGUGAAGCGAGAGAAGAAUUGAUGCGUAUGUUGGCUGAAGAUGAACUCAGAGAUGCAGUUUUACUUAUAUUUGCUAACAAACAGGAUUUGCCAAACGCAAUGAAUGCAGCAGAAAUAACCGAUAAACUCGGCCUACACUCACUACGAAAUCGCAAUUGGUAUAUUCAGGCGACGUGUGCAACCAGCGGCGACGGUCUAUACGAGGGUCUUGACUGGUUGUCCAAUCAACUUAAGAACGCUAAUCGCUAAAUGGAAUUCUUAUUUUUCUUUAAAUUAGCAUCCGCAGCAGCAAAAAAGAAACAACCACAAAAUCAACAACAACAAAUAACAUACAGAUUAAUUAAUUUUGAUUUAAAAAUAAUAUUAAACCCGAAAAUAAAGUUAUUAAAAACAAAAAACCAACCAACAAAAAACAUCAACAAACAAAAUGAAAAUUUCAGUAUGUACCAUCCACCACCACAACCAAUACAUAACUCCCUCUCAGAGAGGAAAUAAGAGAGACUCCAACCAACAAUUUCUUUUCUCUUAAGCGCAUCAUCAGCAAUUCAAAGGAAAAAGUCCAAACUUUUUUCAUUUAGGCUAAACAAGAACAAAAUAAGACAGAAAAACCUACCAACCAAUAAUGAAAAGAAACAACGCUUUUAGUAGCGUCUGUUUUUGCGAUCACUAAAGAAAAGAAAUUUUAAAAAGUAAAAGUAAUAAAACCCAGAAAAAUUAAAUGCAAAACUUUUUGAAAAAAAUGUAUGUUAAAACAUAAAAAUCCAUUAAUGAUAAAGAAUUACGGAACUAUAUAAAAAACACACUUUUCUAAGUAUAAUUUUAUCUCUACAUAUAUAUUUUUAAUUUUUUAAUGAUUGUGUAUUUUUUAUUAUUUUUGAAAUUCUCUUGUGUCCCACCAGAGAGAAUAUCCGCUUGUGUUGUUCGUUUCUCAUUGCUUCAAUAUGAUUAGAAUCCUUUUUGUCAAAUAUUGUUUGUCCGUGUCUAUAAGCGAUUGAAUAUUUUUUCUAAAAAAAUGUAUCAAACAAAACUGAAUAUUUUCAUUCGCUACAAAUAACAUCAACUACAUUCUACAACCAACAAACACAAACAACAACCAACUACUACAACACAUACUUUAUAUUUAAAUAUAAUUAAAAAAAUAAACAUAAAAUUUAAAUAAAAAACUGUGUAAUAAUAAAACAACAUUUGCACCGUU